Messenger RNA from Penicillium antarcticum, 999 nucleotides. RefSeq lists its product as uncharacterized. The transcript is spliced from 2 exons. NCBI's taxonomy places the organism in Eukaryota, Fungi, Ascomycota, Eurotiomycetes, Eurotiales, Aspergillaceae. The record is from RefSeq and is a predicted model, not a curated record. The coding region runs from base 1 to 999 and encodes 332 amino acids.
AUGGCCAGCCCCGACGACUAUCGCUUUGGCAACAACAUCGGCCCAAGAGACCGCAAAUGGCUUUGGGAAAGACUUCACAAACACAAGCCAAGCGACUUCUCAACUGAGAAUCUCUAUGAAGCAGUCGCAGAGAGUCCUUUUUAUCUCCUCCCUCCAGAAUUACGACUGCGCAUCCUCCGUCAGGCAUUUGGAGACUGCAGAGUUCAUCUACAUCUUGCCGGCGGGGCAAGAAGUGCAAACGCUUUGGUUGGGGAUGUUAUACGAAAUCCCGAUCGAUUUGAAUGGUUCGGUCGUGUUUGCGAUCGUCCCCCGAAUCGAAAACCAGUCAACGACGACUGCAGGCUUGCACUUCAGGACACACAUCCCCGAUCAGGUCAGCUCGGUGUGAUCGGUUGGCUCUGUAGUUCUCGGCUUGGACACAUGGAGGGUACCCACAUUCUCUACUCCACCAACAUUUUUUUCCUCGAUGACGAAGAUUUAUUGGAGAAUAUAGACGUGGUACUGCCAGCAAAACAUCUGAUUCACAUACCAGCUCUAGAAGUUAUGAUGGAUGGGAAAUUGUUCAACCUACCUGAGUGGGCUAUGGAGUUUGCGACGCGACACUGGGCGUACCGGAGACUUGAAAGAAUUGGGUUCAAUUUGAAAAACCGCUUUCCAUCGCUGCGUCAUUCAUACAUCUCCCUCGGGGUUCUGCACUCUAGCGAGGCCCGUGAAGAUCGAGAUCCUGCCGUGAUAGAAAGAAUUAUCAGUUCCAUCGAUGAGAUUGCUUCGCGAAUGCGCAAGGAUCUUGAAGUCGAGGUUGCGCUUCCGGAGACUUUCUUCCGUGAUUUGCAGCGGAAGGUUUCAGACGGAAGUGCCAAUCACUAUUCGCAGAGCGAUGAUGGCAAGAAUAUGAUUUGGAAAAAGCGAUGUGAUAGUGGGAGAGAGAUGGUGUUAUCUCUUGGGAAAGCGGACGACUUUAGUGACUAUAGUGACAAUGAAGAGGAAGAAAUGUACUGA